Messenger RNA from Cheilinus undulatus (humphead wrasse), 6106 nucleotides. RefSeq names its product SH3 and PX domains 2Aa (gene sh3pxd2aa). Gene Ontology annotation, molecular function: phosphatidylinositol binding; protein binding; superoxide-generating NADPH oxidase activator activity. The transcript has 16 exons. Gene Ontology annotation, cellular component: cytoplasm. The record is from RefSeq and is a predicted model, not a curated record. Lineage: Eukaryota; Metazoa; Chordata; Actinopteri; Labriformes; Labridae. Gene Ontology annotation, biological process: superoxide anion generation. Bases 43 to 3585 code for a protein of 1180 amino acids.
UGGAGCCGCAGCAGCUGUCUGUCUGCCUGCCACUCGCCUUUAAUGCAUAGCCUUUGCAGGGUCAAGAUGCAGUUUCGGACUGUGCUGGACGUGAAAGUCGUGGACGUGGAGAAGAGACGCAAUCCGUCCAAACACUACGUCUAUCUCAUCAAUGUCACCUACUCUGACAACACCUCCCACAUCAUCUACAGAAGAUACAGCAAAUUCUUUGACCUCCAGAUGCAGAUACUCGACAAGUUCCCAAUUGAGGGAGGGCAGAAAGACCCAAAGAAGAGGAUCAUCCCAUUCCUUCCAGGCAAAAUCCUGUUCCGGAGGAGUCAUGUGCGAGACGUGGCCAUGAAGCGACUGCGUUUCAUCGACGACUACUGCAGGGCGCUUGUGAGACUCCCUCCUCAGAUUUCACAGAGCGAGGAGGUGCUGCGCUUCUUCGAGACAAAAGCUGAGGACAUCAACCCCCCUGUGGAGGACUAUGGCUCCAAGCGCAAGUCGGUAUGGAUGUACGGCUUUACAGACAGCCCGAGGAAAGAGGCCUCAGGGAUUGACAGCUCGGAGCCCAUGGUGCUGGAGCAGUACGUGGCUGUGGCCAACUACGAGAGGCAGGAAAACUCGGAGAUAAGCCUCAAAGCUGGAGAGACGGUGGACGUGAUUGAGAAGAGCGAAAGCGGCUGGUGGUUCGUCAGCACAGCAGAGGAGCAGGGCUGGGUGCCGGCCACAUACCUGGACUCCCAAAAUGUAACCAGAGACGACUUGGACUUGGGCACCUCGAGGACUGGAGAAGUUACUAAAAGACGCAAGGCUCAUCUGAAGAGGCUGGACCGCCGCUGGACCCUGGGCGGGAUAGUGAACCGCCAGCACAGCAGAGAGGAGAAAUAUGUGACGAUUCAGCCGUAUACCAGCCAAGGGAAGGAUGAAGUCAGCUUUGAGAAGGGGGUCACCGUGGAGGUCAUCCAGAAGAACCUAGAGGGCUGGUGGUUCAUCAGAUACUUAGGAAAAGAAGGCUGGGCCCCUGCCUCAUACUUGAAAAAGGUGAAAGAGGACUUCUCUCCUCGCAAGAAGACCCUGACAGGCCCUGUGGAAAUCAUCGGCAACAUCAUGGAGAUCAGCAACCUGCUGCAGAAGAAGUCGGUCAGUGAGAAGGACAUCCAGACGGAUGGAGAAGCAGGCACCUCACCCGAGCGACACAUCUCAAAGAGUGAGAUCAGCCUGCCCAUGCCCUUUAGUGCUGAGAUUAAUGCAGAGACAGGCAGGAGGCUGAGUGCCGGGCGAGACACCAACAGCCCAUGUCUAGGAAUAGCAGCGAGCGCUGCACUCCGAGAAAGUAAAGCGAGAGGAGAGCCAGGGUCCCCAGCUGUCGCUAGAGUGGCGCCACAUCGAGUAGAAAUUGGAUUCGAUGCUGUAGGCUCUCCAAAUCUGAGACAGAAACCUCCCCCAAGAAGAGAACCCAACCUUGGAUUCCAGUUACCUAAGCCACCAGAGCCCCCUGCUGUGGAAGCAGAGUAUUACACCAUAGCAGAUUUCCAGUCCUCAAUCUCCGAUGGCAUCAGUUUCCGUGGAGGACAAAAGGCUGAUGUCAUAGAGAAGAACCCUGGGGGCUGGUGGUAUGUGCAGAUUGGAGAGAUGGAAGGCUGGGCCCCCUGCUCCUACAUCGACAAGCGCAAGAAGCCAAACCUCAGCCGUCGGACCAGCACCCUGACCCGGCCUAAAGUCCCUCCUCCUGCACCGCCAGUCAAAAAACAAGACUCUGAAGAAACUCCUCCCCCCUCUAGCUCUGCUCCAAAAGUUGCAGAGCCACAGACCAGGCCUGUGUACGAGGAACCUGAAUACGAUGUUCCAGCAGUCGGUUGUGAAGGUGAAUCAGACACAGAUUCCCUGAAGGAUGAGCGCUCCCUGGAUGUGAAGAUCAGCAACGUGGUCAGCGACAAGUACCGCAGUUCUCCUCCUUCUUGCAAGGCCUCUCCUCCUGUGUGCAAAGCAUCCCCUGUCUUCACUCGCAGAAGAGCUUCCUUUAGGUCUGUGGAGGAAGUGGCAAAAGAGGAAUGCAUCUAUGAGAAUGAUGGCUUCAGGCCUAGCAGUGGCAUUGAAGGCACUGCAGUCAAAGGUGCCAGUGAGCCAAAUUCCCCACGACUCUACCAUUCAUCCACAGUCCCACGCAAACCCUCUGGAUCUUCACCUUUAGCUGGUAGACCCAUGAAGACCAUGACCCCAGAGAUGAACAGAAGAAGUCAGACCUUGGGCAGACACAUCGAUAUCAGUCUUAGGUCCCAGGACAACAGCCCACACUCUUCUUCAGAUGAACUAACCAGAGGACCCAAGAAAGUUCCUGCCUUCAACCGGGAUGUAGAGCUGAGAAUUGGCCAGAGCCCUUCAACCAGACCCAAGCCAUCUGUGAGACCAAAACCCCUUCUGACCAAAUCUGAACCCCAGAGUCCUGAGAGGAUGGACAUCAGUUCUCUGAGACGACAGCUGAGGCCUACAAGUCAGUUUCGGCAUGGGCUCAAAUCCCGUGGGGAAGACUCUGAAACUGCUUCUGUUAUCUCGUCAGAAGAUUCAAUGUGUUCCCGCAGCACUUCAGAUCUCUCCUCUGUUUACUCCAAAGGGAGCCGGGGGGACUCAGACGUGGAAGGCCCCAAUAUGUACCGCUCCCUUGAUGCAUACAAGAAGGUCCAGGACUCUGAGAUCAGCUUUCCAGCCGGGGUGGAGGUGGAGGUUCUGGAGAAGCAGGAGAGUGGAUGGUGGUACAUCCGUUGGGGAUCUGAUGAAGGUUGGGCCCCGUCGUACUAUCUAGAACCUGUGAGACAAGCAGCUGAUGGGGGCCGCCUAGAAUCAGAUGGGCAUGGGAGUGGUGGGAGUAAGUCCAACAGCCUGGAGAAAAACAAGCAGCACGUUCUGGCUCUCAACAACAUCAAUAUCCAAGGUCUAAACCAGCAGCAUCAAAGCCUGAGGAGGAACACUCCGCCCAUCCCAUCAAAGCCUCCUGGUGGCUUUCAGAAGCCAUCUGGGAUGGUAAACGGAGGAGUUCGGAUGAGGAAUGGGGUACGCCAGGUGGCGGUAAGGCCCCAGUCUGUAUUUGUGACCACAACUCAGCCACCCAAGGAUGGACACUACAUGACAGGCUCUCUGAGGCGGAAUGAAUCGCUGGGUAGAAGUGAUCACUAUGGAUCUGGUUCUGCCACUUUGGGUGUGCGCAGAAAUGCCUCCUUCAGCACUGUGCGGCCACAUGUGGUUGUUGAAAGUCAGACAAGGCCCGCAGAGCGCUCCAGCCUUGGGUCAUCUGGGAGCGCGUUCAGUACAGGAAAUGUCCAGGAGGCCCUGAGCAGAGUUAACCAACGCAACGGCAUCCCCGUGUCUACAGUCCGACCCAAGCCCAUAGAGAAGAGCCAGCUGAUUCACAAUAACCUCGGCAGGGAUGUGUACGUAUCCAUCGCUGAUUACAGGGGCGAUGAGGAAACUAUGGGAUUCACUGAAGGCACCUGUCUGGAGGUUUUGGAGAGAAAUCCCAAUGGAUGGUGGUACUGCCAGGUGCAAGACAGCCUGCUUCCCCGCAAGGGCUGGGUCCCAUCCAACUACCUUGAGCGGAAAAAAUAAGACCAUCCCUACCCUACCCCCUCCUUUUUUGAUGUCUUCAAGGACAUGGGUGGCAUCAUUUCUUAAGAAUGUUACCCACAAUCUCCCGUAAGCAAUAUGUCCUUGAAAAUGUAAAUUUUAAAAAGACUGUGUGAAAAGAAAGAUGUUUUAAUCUGUUUCGGAAGAACACUUUUAGUGCUGGUUUACUAAAAUGUACACAAAGGAACGUUACAAUUUUAAAUAUUUUGGUUGGAAAUGUUGGUUUGGUCACCUUCAGUGAAAAAGUUUGAGGAGGACGGUGUCUGUGAGAUAUAAAAUGGAUGUGAAUGGGAGUGAUAACCUCUUUAAGAGGUUUGGAUCAUGUAAUACCGAAGUUGAGCAGGGUAAUGGCUAUGCUUAUUCCUGCCCAUUAUUGACUAUGAUGGCCAAUAAGUGCCUUUUGUGUUUGUUCACCUGAAUGGAGGUCCUAAAUGGUGGAUGGCAAAACAGUAAAUCAACCAAAUCUUCUAAGAGUGCCAUAGAUGUAUGAACACCACCAAGAGUAUUUCCAUGAUUAAUAAAGAGCUCCACAGAAAAAAGUUUGACCUGGAGCUCUCUAACUGUUCCAAGAUUGAAUCUCCAGAUUCAGCAGAGAAUUUAUUCUUUUUAAGUCACAAAUCAUCGAGCAAACUAAAUCAUCAUGUUAAUCACGUUAUCAAGUAUUUUUAGUUUCAUUGUUUAUGUUUAAUGUCUCGUGUUAAUGUUAGUUUUCCUUAGAGAAUAAUUUCUGCUCUCUUGUUACAUCGGUUCUGACUUUUUAAAAGUUUAAUUUUGCCUUUUAUCAUCAACCAACAACAGGCAUAAUAUACCUUAGGUGCUCCGGUUUGAUAAAGGCCUCCAUGCCCUGGAUAAAAAUAUAUAUUUAUGUAUCUUUUAAACUCCCAAUUGUAAAUAUUUGGAGUAACAAAUUUAUGAAAAAAGCCUGCAGAACUUGAAAAUAUUUAAAAAGUCAGAUACUUAAGUUUCCUGGAAAGUAUGCUUCUUCAUUACUAUCACCUUAAAUUCUCUCCAGAACAAAUCACCUCAGAGAAAUUAACUUAACAAAGGUUUACAUUUACUCUAAUGCUUUUACCUCCAGGAACAAUUGCUUUAUAUGUAUUUUGUUUUGUAGACAUACAAUGAUACAGCUGUACAUGUAUUGAAAUACUGGAAAUGCAAUGUUUAAUUGAAUCCCAGGGACAUAUUUACAAAGGUUAUUAACAUUUGACAUGUUUAAUGAUUUGCUUAUUUACUUUUUUAUACAAGAAUUAGAUGGUAUUUUAAACUAAAGUACAUUUCAGGACAUAAAAUACAUUUUGCUAUCAGCACCUGGGAGCACUUGAUACUAAUCUAAGAAAAAAGGGUAAGGAGGGAUUUUAAGAUUUCAAAAAAUGUCUCAUCAGUCACCUUAAAUGAUGAAAUAAGAAAUUAUUCUUCAAGUAAAGUGAGAGAAUUUUAUAGUUUGAGCUUGAGUCAAAAUUCAAAAGGCUGAUGUUCAAGACUGCUGAAAUCAUUUUCUAAUGAAAAAUGGGAGCACUCUGUCUGACGGUACAGUCACUCUGAAUCUGUCUGUCUAAAGCCAACAGAGCGUCGUGCUCCGCCCACCUCUGCUCUGUUACCUACAAUUUUUUUUUAAUUAUGGUGUAUUUUCAACAGGACUGUAUACAGUAAGGUAGGGGUACCAUACAGCAACUGAUGUUACUUUUUCAUGGAUGAAUUUCACAUAUUGAAGAAGAAUCACUGCAUAGGAUUCCCAAAAUGCUUUGCGUGUAGCUUGUGUCCACUGGGAGCACAAGCACAAGCACACCUUUUUUUUUAAAAGAUAUUUUUAGGGGGUUUCUGCCUUUAUUCAGAUAGUCAGGAAAAUGGAUGGUAGAGUUGGAGUGGGACAUGUGGGAAAGAAGCUGCAGGCCAGACUUAAACUUGAGCCACAUGUGUAAAUGGGGCGUGACCUAACCACUUGGCUGUCAGCACCCAGAGCUGGUACUUCAAAAAUAUAUAUAUUUUAGUUGGCAAUUAUCCACCACAUCUCAGUCAUACAGUGCACUCAUAGCCAUCCUUUCUUGUUCUAGGAAGAGUCUUCUGGAAUAUUCUGCAUAUCCCACUCCUACAUAAUCAAGCAAAACAGAGUCCUAUGUGAUAAAAUAGUCCUAUUUUCCCUCUGGACCACAAUGUUAAAUAUGUUUCCAAAUGGAAGACUGGCUUUUGUUCCUGGUUUGCAAAACUCAAAGAUUUAGUAUCAAGCCAGACAGAAUCUGGAUCAUUUCGUAUCCAGUCAAUCAAACAUCAAAACUUAGAAGCAAGCUGAUACAGUUCGAUGUUUGGGACCACCAACCCUCCCUGAUCCGCUGGUAAAUGCAGUUCCAUCAGUUUAUGGCAUGGAUGUCAAACUCAGUCACCGCAGGAGCUGAAUUCUGAAUUUGGGGUUAACUUUACCAUAAACUUUCAACCUAAUUUUCACCAGCAAUGAAUCAUGGGGGAAAAAACCUUAGCACUGAUUAUAAAAGAUUUUGACAUUGAAAAA